This is a messenger RNA of Cyprinodon variegatus (sheepshead minnow), 915 nucleotides long. Its product is annotated as ES1 protein homolog, mitochondrial-like. The record is from RefSeq and is a predicted model, not a curated record. Lineage: Eukaryota; Metazoa; Chordata; Actinopteri; Cyprinodontiformes; Cyprinodontidae. The transcript has 4 exons. The coding region runs from base 32 to 796 and encodes 254 amino acids.
GAAAGGGGCGUUCCUCUGCUUGCUGUCCGCCAUGCUGCUCAGCCUUCUCCGUCACAGCGGCCGCUGCCUGCUCACUCUCAGCUCGGUCCAGACUCUGAAUAAAAGCUAUUAUUCCUCUCAGAUGGCUAAACGUGUAGCUGUCGUGCUGGCAGGCUGCGGGGUUUAUGAUGGAAGUGAAAUCCAUGAGGCCUCUGCUGUUCUGGUCCAUCUGAGCAGAGGAGGUGCAACUGUGCAGAUGUUUGCUCCCAACGUCGACCAGAUGCACGUGGUGAAUCACCUGAAAGGUGAACCUUCUGGGGAGAAGAGAAACGUUCUGGUGGAGAGCGCACGGCUCGCCCGCGGGAACAUCCAGGACCUGUCCAAGCUCAGCGUCAAAGACCACGAUGCCAUCAUAUUCCCAGGUGGUUUUGGGGCAGCAAAGAACCUGUGUACGUGGGCAGUGCAGGGGAAGGACUGUUCUGUAAACGAGGAAGUGAAGGCGGCUCUGCAGGCUUUCCACGGCGAAGGCAAACCCAUCGGCCUCUGCUGCAUCUCGCCCGUCCUGGCAGCCAAGGUGCUUCCUGGGUGUGAGGUCACCGUCGGCAUCGAGAAGGACGACAAGUACCCGGAUACUGCCGACACGGCUGCAGCCAUCAACCAGCUGGGCUGUAAACAUGUCAGUAAGAGCGUGGGCGAGAGCCACGUGGACGAGAAGAACAAGCUGGUCACCACCUGCGCCUUCAUGUGCAACGCCCCUAUUCACGAAAUCUUUGACGGAAUCGGAUCCAUGGUGCAGGGUGUCCUGAAGCUGGCCUGAUCCCACCCAGAUUGUUGAGGACUAGAAACGAAUGCUGGAGGGUAGAUUUGCAAAGUUCUGUUUGUAGAUGAGCUGAUGCCUUGUAUGUUUGAAACUUAUUAAAAACUCCUGAACCUUUA